Molecule: messenger RNA, 1328 nt
Organism: Cherax quadricarinatus
Lineage: Eukaryota; Metazoa; Arthropoda; Malacostraca; Decapoda; Parastacidae
Source: RefSeq, a predicted model, not a curated record
CGGCAAGGCUGGGCGCUCAGUGUGGCGGUUCAUCCUUCAGUCCUCACCCUCGUGAGGGGAAACACGUCCAAGCCAUAAGAAUUCUGGUGUUGCCUGUCCAUCUCCGAACUCACAGGAAAAUACUUUCAAGGAAGUCCCGUUGCUUGAAAGUAUUGCUUCUUUGCAGCUGUUUUCAGGCAGGCUCUUCCGUGGUGCUUGAAGGAGUGAUCCAGAACCUACAAACUCCUUCAAGGAACCUCCAUUAUCUCUACAGCUCGAAGAUAAUCCUCCUCAAAUUUCUUGACUUGCAGAGAGUCUAACUUUUUUUUAAGGAUGGCUCGUCACAUUUUGCCUUUGGUGCUGCUGGUGGUGGCGUUGGUUGUACGACUCAUCCUCUCUGCUCCCGUGGGUGAGGAAGUUGAAGUAAAUAAAUUCCAUGAGCCGCUUGAGGAAGAGGUUGUGAAUUCUUCUAUCUUCAACAGCCUCGCUACCAGACCUUGUCCUGGAAAAUGUUAUGUCCGUGACUUCAGGAAUCGCUGUCGUCUGAAGUUCACUUGCAUGAUGGGCUGAUGUUCCCAGUUUUCACAUUCAGUUUCCAUUUGCUAUCUUUUCUGCAAAAUAUUUGCUUUAUAUUUUAAAUUGACAGAUUACACUUGCUCAUUCAUUUACAAAAUAAUUUCCCCUUUCUUUAAUUUCAAAAUUUUAAUUUAAUUCGUCAUUGGAUUGUAACAUGAUUUUCAUUUUGGUCUUAUUCACAUGCAGCACAUCUGUUUCCACUUCUUUAUUAUAUCCAUGUGUCAGAAGCUCAUCAAUAAGCCUACCCAUCUGACGCUUGCCACUCAGAAUCCUUCACUAAACAGAAGCCUUCACGAAAUGGAAGCUUUCCCUAAACAGAAAGCCUCAUCAAAACAGAAGCCUGCAUUGAACAGAAGACUUCAUUAAACAGAAGCCCUAUUUAGUCAGAAACAUUCACCAAACAGAAACCUUAACCAAUCAGCCCACCCUACUGAAGCUCACUUGUCAGAAGCAAGACCUCGUCCUGACGAGGUCUUGGUCGUCCAUAACAGGUGUCAGGUGUGGGCGGUGAGUUGAUGAGCCAUGUUGCACAUGUUUUUCCUUUAAUUAUUAAAAGAAAUAGUGGGGUAAAUUUCACUUGAUUUAUACGUACAUAUGACGCUUAAGCUUAUAGAUUUAUCAAGCAAGCUUCUUAUUGCAGUUUUCUAUCUUGAAUUAUUCCGACUAGAACUUUUCUUGGUACGCAAUUUAGAUUUCAUGACAUAGUUAAGAUUGACAUAGAACUGAAAAAUGUGUUGUACUUACUUGGAAUAAAAAUGGCAAAAAUAGAUAAA